AUAAUCAUUUGUUAAGCGUAUGCAUCACAUAUAUAUGUUUAAGUGUAUGAUUCAUCACAUUAUUGGAAUGUGAGGAAGUAUAGAAAAAUAUGUAUGUCAUAGAGUUGAUUAAGAGAAUAGAGAUACGUAUCCCCUUUGUGAUGCGUCACCGGGUAUAUGGGGCAGUGCUUCGAUACGCCGGUACAACCUGCACUGCACUAACCUUGGUUUGACAUCGCGGAGUGUGCGUGCCAGUGGAAAGGUAAGAUGGCGGCGGACGGAGAUGUGAUUCCUGAUCAAGAAAAAGUACGAAUAGUUUCGGAUUUUAUACUGCACUCACCACCAGGCGAAUUCAACGAGGUUUUUAAUGAUGUGAGAGUCUUGUUAAACAACGACAACCUGUUGAAGGAGGGUGCGUCUGGAGCAUUUGCUCAAUACAACAAGGAUCAGCUCACGCCUGUUAAGAUUGAAGGUAGCGAAUAUCCUGCUCUUAUAACAGAACACAAUGAUCUAGGUGGGCAAAGGUUUUAUGAUGCUCGCAGCAAGCAAAGUUUUAAAUAUGACCAUCUUAGAAAAGAAGCACAGGAUUAUGAACCAUAUGAACCAGAUUCUGUGGCUGAACCUUGGAGAUCAGCUCUUCAAGAUGAAAUAACAACUUAUACUCAAAGUCAUUAUAGACAUGGUGCAUGUUCAGUUUUUGGAAAGAGUCAAGGAGGUAACAUUACCUUAACGGCUUGCAUAGAAGAUCAUCAGUUUCAACCUAAAAAUUUUUGGAAUGGCCGUUGGCGUUCUGUAUGGACUGUAAGUUUUAGUCCAAGUUCUGGAAAUGCAGAAUUAAGAGGUAGUCUUAAAGUACAAGUUCAUUACUAUGAAGAUGGAAAUGUACAACUGGUCAGUAGCAAAGAAGUAAAAGAAAGCUUACCAAUCUCAAGUGAAAAACAAACAGCAAAGGAAUUAAUACGGCUUGUUGAGGAAUCAGAAAAUGACUAUCAAACUGCUAUAUCGGAAAAUUAUCAAACAAUGUCUGACACAACUUUUAAGGCCUUACGAAGGCAAUUACCUGUUAUGCGAACGAAAAUUGACUGGAACAAAAUUGUAUCGUACAGUAUUGGCAAAGAGCUUAAAAGUCAAUAGAAAUAGAUUUUUUAUAUAAUAUUAAGAGAAAUAAUUAAAAAGCGCAUUUUGCUGCAUGGGUGAAGUCUGGAGGUGUGAUGUGCAUGGGAGCAAAUAUAAUGAUGCUAUAUAAAGUUUGGUUAAACAUGUUUUGACUGAAACUCAUGCAUGCCACUCAAGGUUCCUCUGGACCCCUUAAUGUAUCUUGUUACCAACAAAAAUAAUAAAAAGGAACGUCAUUGUAGUUAUCGAUUCUU
Messenger RNA from Apis dorsata (giant honeybee), 1349 nucleotides. It is a transcript of the gene cpa, whose product is annotated as F-actin-capping protein subunit alpha. Lineage: Eukaryota; Metazoa; Arthropoda; Insecta; Hymenoptera; Apidae. The record is from RefSeq and is a predicted model, not a curated record. The coding region runs from base 247 to 1113 and encodes 288 amino acids. The transcript is spliced from 3 exons. Gene Ontology annotation, biological process: barbed-end actin filament capping; actin cytoskeleton organization. Gene Ontology annotation, molecular function: actin filament binding. Gene Ontology annotation, cellular component: actin cortical patch; F-actin capping protein complex.